UUCAACUAAACAAGGCCUAAAUUACUGUCUGUAGGCCUAAUAUAGACAAUGAGGGAUUCACAGCAACUGCUCCAUGAGGUAUCUGACUAAAAAGCCAGAUUUGUACCUGGGAGUCAUAAAGUAUUUAGAUUUAUAUUUUGAUAUAUUUGUGUUUCUGGAUUCUAAAGUCCUGUAUAACUAUAGCUUUUUCAUAAAGGCAUGUUUUUGCAGUUUUUGGUCAAGUACAUAGAAGGACUUGGAUUUUUUUCUUCCUUGAUACCCUUAUAAUAGAUAUUUUUAUAUUACAAAAACUGUGGAAUUUCUUAAAGGAAGCAGCUUUUCACAAGUCAACAUGAUGCUGAAGUUGCAGAUCAGUUUGGCAUGCUUAUACCUGCUCUGCUGCCUCUGCUUGACUGAGUCCCGGCAGCUGAAGUUUGUUGUUGCUGUGUUUCGACAUGGCGAUCGAUCGCCUAUUGAGUCAUACCCCAGGGAUCCACAUGGGGAGGAAGUGUGGGCUCAGGGCUUUGGCCAGCUUACUGAGCUGGGCAUGAAACAGCAGUUUGAGCUGGGGAGAUAUCUACGCAGGCGCUAUGGAAACCUUCUCAGUGAGGACUACAACAACAAAGAGUUGUACGUCCGGAGCACUGACUACGACCGCACUCUGAUGAGCGCCCAGGCCUGCCUUGCUGGGAUGUUCCCCCCCACCAGACGCCCGCCUCCCAUCAUGCCCCAGUUACUGUGGCGGCCAAUUCCAGUGCACACCGUUCCCAGGGCGCAGGAUAAGCUGUUGAAGUCUCCAGGCAAAGACUGCCCUCGGUUCAGAGCUUUGAUGACGGAGACCUUUGAGAGCGCUCCCUAUCAGAGGUUCCUCCGUACUCACCAGAACUUUGUGGAACGGCUUUCCAACCACACUGGCUACCCCGUACCCAGACUGGUUGGAAAAAAAAUCUGGAGGGUUUACGACACCCUCACCUGUCAGAGGAUCCAUAACUUGACUCUCCCUCGUUGGGCCACCAAUGACGUCCUGGAUACCCUGAAGAGGAUAGCAUCCUUUGAGGUCACGUACAGCAUUCUCAGUCACAGGCGGAAAGAGAAGGCCAGGCUCUCAGGAGGGGUGUUGCUAAACGCCAUCCUGAGGAAUUUCUCCAGUGCUUUGGAGCAAGGCAACAAGCUCAAAUUCAUCAUGUACUCAGCUCAUGACUCCACACUCAUCACCCUCCAGGCAGCUCUGGACAUCUACAACGGGCUCCUUCCUCCCUACGCUGCCUGUCAACUCUUUGAGUUCUACCAGGAGUAUGAUGGAUCCUAUUCAGUGGAGCUACAUUACCGUAAUGAAUCCUCAUCCGACCCCUACCCCAACACCGUGCCUGGAUGCAAUGGAUUGAACCCCUGCCCUUUGUCCACCUUCACGGAACUGGUGCGGGACGUGAUGCCGGACGAAUGGGAGGUCGAAUGUGGCAUGAGGAGAAGGUGGUCAAGCACAGGUACCAUUACCACUCUUGCAGUAGCAGUGGGUCUCCUGGCUGUGGCGCUGUUGUUCACUAUAGGGGUGGCAGUCCACAGGCGGAGAGCAUCCUACUCCAGGGAUGUGUAGGAAACAGAACCACCAAAUUCGUGCCAAAAAUAAAACAAUGCUCUCAAACUGUGAUUUCUGCUCUGAUAACUUUGAAUUUGUCAAACUGCAAUUUUAAAAGCUUGUUUUUCUCUCAAUCUUGUUUCUGAAUCUUAGUGUGACUGCACAAUAUAUCAGAGAAAUUUUAACAGAAAUAAAAUGUGAUGGUAGAUGAAACACCUGUGCUGCAGAUCAUCGAAAAACUUUAUUUUAAUCUCUCGGAAUAACUUGUAUCAUUCACUGUGACAUCCACUCUUCGUUUGCAGUUUGGUUGACAUCAUUUGACAUUUUCUGUUCUUUGGCUCUUCAUUUUUUGUCUGGAUCUAUGGCAACUGUGGAGCGGAAAGACAGAGAUUAGGGUCAAAUGUAAAUGUUAUCAUGUACAGUAGAUUAUCUAGGCAAGACUCAUAAAAAUGUUUUACCUUAUGUUGGAAAAAUAUCUUUUUUUAUGUUAAUUAGAACUAAAUUAAACUAUAUUUAUUUGUUUUUAUUCAUGUAUGUUUUAUAUUAGAAGUGUGACAGAACAUUUAAUUAACACUUCUGUAUGUAGCUUGGUUUUUCAGGUUAUGGUUCUCUGUAAACACAGUAAAACAAUUAUGCAAACGCCAGGUAAAUCAUGCAAUAGUUUUGUGUCAACUCCUAAUUUGAUUUCAAAAUAUGAUGUAGAAAAAAACUUUCAUUUAGAUAAAUAUGUGUGUGAUGGCCUUAUUUGCAUGCAAAA
This is a messenger RNA of Cyprinodon variegatus (sheepshead minnow), 2312 nucleotides long. RefSeq names its product testicular acid phosphatase homolog. NCBI's taxonomy places the organism in Eukaryota, Metazoa, Chordata, Actinopteri, Cyprinodontiformes, Cyprinodontidae. Gene Ontology annotation, biological process: lysosome organization; negative regulation of ERBB4 signaling pathway; regulation of neuronal synaptic plasticity. The coding region runs from base 332 to 1573 and encodes 413 amino acids. The record is from RefSeq and is a predicted model, not a curated record. Gene Ontology annotation, cellular component: postsynaptic membrane; lysosome. The transcript is spliced from 11 exons. Gene Ontology annotation, molecular function: protein tyrosine phosphatase activity; receptor tyrosine kinase binding; acid phosphatase activity.